This is a messenger RNA of Fusarium oxysporum Fo47, 1858 nucleotides long. RefSeq names its product Alpha/Beta hydrolase protein. The coding region runs from base 221 to 1399 and encodes 392 amino acids. The transcript has 6 exons. The record is from RefSeq and is a predicted model, not a curated record. Lineage: Eukaryota; Fungi; Ascomycota; Sordariomycetes; Hypocreales; Nectriaceae.
UGCAGGCGUAGUCUUCCCCGCGUGAGAAGUCCCGUUGAUGAUCACUGGUGCUUAGCGCGGACAAAGCAGCGUCUGGUUCGACCUCAGGCCUUCAUGGGCUCUGCCUUGCACUUAGCAGGUGAGCGUAUUAUUCGCCUCGGCCAAGGUAGCGUUUCAUUUUCAGAAUCCCUCAUAGAUCUCUUUUACUCUGAUUUGUUAUUGGAUCCAUCAACAGAAAAUCAUGUCUUAUCUUCAUCCCGCCGUCAAGGCUGUGGUUAUAGCCGUCGCAGCGCCACUGGGCCUAUAUUGCGUUUUCCUGGGACUGGGAAUGACACCGUUCUUCCAGAGACAGUUUCUAUAUGCACACAAGUUCAAUACAUUAUUAUGGAGUAAUGUCAACCAACCAGAACGAUGGGGUUUCGCUCGGAAUCAAGUAACUCCGUUCUCGCUAAAGACCCCUGACGGUGAAUCAAUUUACGCUUGGCAUAUCCUUCCACUCCCUCUAUACCUACAGAAUGAGGCCAAGAUCGAAUCCCAAGAGCCGGGUUUCUCGGCAGACUUCACCAAGACCGAGUCAUUUCGGCUACUAAAGGAGGAUCCAGAAUCUCGCUUAGUGCUAUAUUUUCACGGUAAUGCUGGUCAUGUCGCGCAAGCUAUUCGACCUCUCAGCUAUCAUUCUCUAACUGAUACUUCCUCAUAUCAUGUUAUCGCCAUCGACUACCGAGGAUUUGGUCAUUCUACGGGCACACCUUCAGAGACUGGAGUAAUUCAAGAUGCUGCAACACUCGUUGACUGGGCUACCAACGUGGCAGAGAUUCCACCAAGUCGCAUCGUCCUGCUCGGGCAGAGUUUAGGUACUGCUGUAGUCAGUGCCGUUGCUGAAAAGUAUGCUCUUCAGGGCAUCGAAUUUGCGGGUAUUACCAUAGUCGCUGGCUUCAGCGAUCUCGCAAAUCUCCUGUUGGGUUAUCGCAUCGUGGGUAUCUUCCCUGUACUUGCUCCCUUCCGCAUGUGGCCUUCUCUCGUGCGCUUCAUCCACCGUUUCGUUGUCGACAAGUGGCAUUCAGAUAGACGGCUCGCCAACGUAGUCCGCCAUACGAAGACGAGACUCAGGCUCAAUUUGAUUCAUGCAAAGAAUGAUAAAGACAUUCCUUGGACGGAAGACAACAAGUUGUUCAGAGCCGCUGCCCAAGAGACUCUUGGAAUUAUGGAUGACAAGGACUUCGAGGCUUGGAAAGAAGAGCGCACCAUACGUAAGGGCAAGGAUGCAUUUGUGACCACUUGGACUGCUGAACCCAACAUGAUUAUCCGCCAAGAGCUUUUCCCAUACGGUGGCCACAACGAUAUCAUGGGCUAUGCGCCUGUUGCGCUGGCCAUCAUGAGGGCAUUUGAUCUUCAUGGAACGACCUACAGGGAUGAGUAGACUGGAAGGACACAUCGUAUCAUGGUAGUUGCUUGGCGUCUAAUAAGCAGCAUCCUCAUAUCUGGCCCAUUGAGUUGUAAUGAACCAACUCAUACACGAUGUCUCAGUAACUACUUUGCGCAGAUCCGACAAGCGACAUAGACUUUACUUUAUUAUUUUGUGGAACCCAACUUCGAGGUUUCCAUGUUUCCAGUGUCAUGUAAUCCUAGGAGUGUAUACCACUUCUCUUGGCUACCUAUGGGUAGUCAACAUCUGAGUAUGCUCAUAUCGGCGUCUAGAGUUUGGACUUCAAAGAAGGAUAGGUGAAUUCGUAAAGCCAAUAAUGAAUAGUCUUAUAGGCGAUACUUCCCAGCACUGGAUUCUCUAAGGGAUUCAAUACUAGAAACAACCAUCAUAGGGCUCCUCGUCACUGACUUCCUCGUCCACUCGGUGGGCACCUCUGCCUUGUGUUGAAAAGAG